CACCCUUUGUCGUCAGCUCCGUCACUGUCACUAACACAGCUCUCAUCACUUGACCGUUUGGUAGAUGUGUAGUCGUCAGAAGCAGCUCGUUAUCUGAGAUGACUUACAAAAAUAAAAAGCUCGACAAAACGUAAUCUCCGACCAUGCUAUAAAUAGUAACGCCAAUGGCUUACGUUAGGUGAUUCCCCUUCUCAUUUCGCGCCCGCUGCCUGCGCAUGCGUCGACUGCACGCGCUACAAAAGCACUUUGAGGGACGGACGUCUGGUCAAAUUGAGUUGUGAUUGAAGCGCAACCACUGGAGAGACUGGAGAGAGGAAAAAAAAAUAAAAAAUUAUGGAGAGUGAAUAUUCCAUGGACCUCGAGAGCUUUUCAGCGGGAUGUGCAGAGAAACUGUUCGAGUCCCACUUCGCGACGGCCUGCUCCACUUUUUCAGCUGCGGGAUCGGAAAGUUUGGACACAGAACUCGCAGAGGCAGCCCGGAUGGCAUAUGAAAGUGGGACCAUCACACCACUCGUCAAACAAGAACUGAGACUAGUCAUUCAAACCAGAAGAUUGUCACAAGGAAAGGAUGAACUGAGGGUGGCAUUCUCCGCGCCGUGCUCUCACCAGCUGACCCCUGCCGAGGAGGCACAGCGCAUGCGCAGGAAAGAGCAGAACAGGAGAGCCGCGCGACGAUUUCGUCAGAACCGGAAGUUACGGGAGUCGGUUCUGGAAGAGGAGAUAAGUAACUUGGAGGUGAAGAAUGCAGGGUUAAGGGACAAGAUCAAAGAGUUGCAGCAACUGAAGGACCUGCUGCUGCAGCAUGUGACCGCUCAUUUCAUCAAACAUCAUCUCCCAGACUCUCCGCAGUCUGGGGUAGGUCAUCCACCCCGGGGCCUCCCCGACGCCAUGCUGCGUCUUCCGAGAUGUCUCCCCGCCUUUGAUAAGCCAGAGACACACUGAAACUAUGGGAUGUCCUUGUUUUCUCGCUCCAUCAAUGUGAUGCGAAAAACAGGGGAAACAACUUUGUUUGCUGGAUUACCUCAGCUGGCCAUUAUCAUCGAUGUCAAG
This is a messenger RNA of Pomacea canaliculata, 1050 nucleotides long. Its product is annotated as proto-oncogene c-Fos-like. Bases 334 to 942 code for a protein of 202 amino acids. The record is from RefSeq and is a predicted model, not a curated record. Gene Ontology annotation, biological process: regulation of transcription by RNA polymerase II. Gene Ontology annotation, molecular function: RNA polymerase II cis-regulatory region sequence-specific DNA binding; DNA-binding transcription factor activity, RNA polymerase II-specific. NCBI's taxonomy places the organism in Eukaryota, Metazoa, Mollusca, Gastropoda, Architaenioglossa, Ampullariidae. The transcript has 3 exons. Gene Ontology annotation, cellular component: nucleus.